This is a messenger RNA of Belonocnema kinseyi, 606 nucleotides long. RefSeq lists its product as uncharacterized. The coding region runs from base 13 to 606 and encodes 197 amino acids. Lineage: Eukaryota; Metazoa; Arthropoda; Insecta; Hymenoptera; Cynipidae. The record is from RefSeq and is a predicted model, not a curated record. The transcript has 3 exons.
AUAAAAGUCAGAAUGCUUUCUGUGUUUUCCACCAUCCUGAUGGUAUUUAAUUCGAUUGAAUUAAGUUUGCAAGGCGGAUCAGUUAGUGCAGGUCUUCAGUACCUCUUUCCAGUUGACGCACCUCUACCAAACCAAUAUUUCCACCACAUUCGUGCAGGAGACAUCGUUUCUACGAAGAUUCAAGGUAACCACUAUGUUGAUUAUGGAGUACUGUUUAAAAAAUCUAGUGACGAGUGGGAUACAUGGUUUAAAAGUAAUACUAGACUUACUACCGGACCGGAUCGCCUCUAUUUGAGGGUUGUCGCGAAUCACGGGAAAGCAAAGUAUAAGAAUGAAUUCGCUGCAGUCACCCGACAUCGAGAACAGAAAUAUGGACCAGUUGAUGAAGAAACAAUGUCCAUGCUUUUCAUAAAAUCCCAAGAUUAUAUUUUCUAUGCAAUUCUAUCAGACAAACCGAAGACGGACGAAUCCCUUAGUGCAGUCCAUGUGACGGAUGAAUAUCAGCACAAUCGGUAUGAAAAAUAUUUUGGGGCGCUCAAGGUUUGGAACCCAAAACACUCUCUUCCUCAGUGGGUUCUAACUGAACACCGCGAUUGGUUAAACUAA